AUUUUACUUUUGGAACUAAAUAUGUAUAACAAAAAAAAUGAGAUACCACUUUAGAAAUAGCAAUCAUUACCAAAUUUUAAUCUAAAACAAAAUCAAGAAGUACAAUCAUUUAUAAUCAAUUAUAGGAAGAAAUCGAUUUACAAAAAUUAAUUACAUAUUCAAGAAAAUCAAAUAAUACUCUAUUUUUAAAAGAGUAUUACUUGACUUAAGAAAAAGCUUACUACUUUAUUAUUAGAAUUAAAUUAAGAGGAAAGGAUGAAUAAAAGUUAUUUGAAACAAAUCCAGAUUUAAUAUUCGUGUUAAGAAGAGGACUUACAAUCUUAAAUUUGAAUAAUAGUUACACUAUUUUAAGAAAAGGACUUCCAAAAUUUUAUGAUUUGUAUUUAGAAAUAUUAAUAUAGAGGUGACUUUUGGAGAGAAAAUGCAUAAAAUGAAAAUUAGUUUUUAUAUAAAAACUAAUUACAUUAGGCUUAUCAGUCAUUAAAAUUAAGUAUUCCUGUAACUAUUGUUUAAUAAUAAUAAGAGAAUGGAGAAAAUUUUUAAAUUUCUUUUUCUUCAAUUUUAUAAACAUGGAUUAUUUCAUCAAAAAAUGUCUCUAUAUUUUGUAGGAACUAUGAAGAUUAUUUAUUAAAUUGCCCUAAUAAGGAUAUUGAUUGUCCAGAAAGAUUACCUUGGUAGAUUGCUAAAAUUUGGUUCUCUGAUAUGAUUGAUAGAAAUGGAGAAUAAUUAUAAUAAGAUUUAACAGAUUUUACAUUGUUGGGUGAAUUUGUUCAUAAUCCUUUUUUUAUUCACAUUAUUGAAUACUAAUAACCAGCCUUAAUAUUUUUUGCAUUAAUCAAUAAUCAUGUAAUCAUCUAUUAUUUUUUUAAGUAAAGGAAUUUUUGUUGUCAUACAAUAUAAGCAGAACAUUUGGCUAAUAAACAUAAUCUCCAUUUUGUGAAGACUAAAUAUAUGUAAGCAAAUAAAUAAAUUAUAUUGGAUAAUCAUUUAUCAAGAAUUUAUGAUAAUAUAAAACAAAGUCCUAUGUCUAUAUCAGGAGAAGGUGUAGUAAUUUAUUUGUUUAAUGAAUUUGAAUGUUUGUCAAUUAGUAAAAUAAAAACUAUAGAAUGUAUUUGAUAAAUAUAUGUGAGAUGAAUAGCAUAAAUUAUUUAGAACAAAAUUGACCACAUUAAUUUAAUACUAUUAAGAAACUCAAUUAAGUUAUGCAGAUGUAUACUAAUAAGAGGCUAAUGAUUUGAAUUAAUAUGAUGAUAGAGAGAUCACUAGAUUUAUUGAAUUGAAUACUCACAUAUUGUUGAGUUUGCAAUAGUAAAGAUUUUAUUUAUUUUAGCUAUCUAAUAAAUAUUAAAUAGAAAGAUAUUAUUUAUUAAGAAUAAAUUUAUAAAUUUUGUUCAAAAUACUAUAUGUAGUUUUAUACUCAGAUAGUAGAAUUAACAAAAUCCCAUAAUGUAAAAAAUUAUGAAUUAGACAAUAUAUUCAAAUACUUUGACUAAUUGGAAAAUAUUUAGGCGUAUCAAAAUUAAGAUUAAUAAAAAAAAAAUGAGAUCUAAAUAGAAAAGAAUUUAAAUGAAUUAAUGUAAAAUUGA
Messenger RNA from Paramecium sonneborni, 1586 nucleotides. The record is from the annotation of a GenBank genome assembly. NCBI's taxonomy places the organism in Eukaryota, Ciliophora, Oligohymenophorea, Peniculida, Parameciidae.